AUGUCUCUCCCCGACCGACCUGGCGGCGGUCCGGCGUUUGACUCGCGGAAUUCGUACCGCGAGUCACCCCAGCGACGUCGCCCGACAGAUGUCGAGACUGGUGGCUAUUAUCCCGUCGACGGGCAACAUCAACGUGGGGCAUCAAUAACCUCUUUUACCGAAACGGUCAGGGGUCCUAAUGGAACAGCAGACAAUCUACCUCUUACAAACGCCCCGGAGCACGUCGAGGCCGCAGCCAGAGACGCCCAGCCCUUUCAACGGAAACGAAGCCUGAUUCGCCCCGAGCGGAACCGGAUAGGCAAAGACCACCCCAACUACCACUACCGCAAACAUGCCGCGAACAUGAACACUAUACCCUCAUCGACGGGCAACGACCCUAUUUUGGAAGACUUAGAGGGUGCCACCGAUGUAUCCGGCUCACGCAUCGGCGAUGCCGUUUCCGACACCUCGCAGACGCCUCGACCGAUCGGCCGGAGUCGCACGAACAGCGACGAGGUCGAAAAGAACCGCGAGCGGCGGCGCGCUUCCGGCCGCGGCAAGUCGACAAAGAUUCGGAAAGAUGGUACCCGCAACAAGAAAGCCGAGACAAUUCGUCCACCGAGUUUGUGGAACGUGUACUGUGCGAUUGUGACUUUCUGGUGCCCUGACGUCUUCUUAAGAACCUGCUGCAAGAAGACUGCCAAAGAGCAGCAGCGUGCGUGGCGUGAGAAGAUGGGUCUCAUCAGCAUCAUCCUCAUGAUUAUGGCGUUUGUUGGCUUUAUCACCUUCGGCUUUAACCAGGCUGUUUGCGGGACUCCUGGCAUCCGUCUGCGCGUCAACGAGGUAUCUGGCGGGUACAUGAUCUUCCACGGUACGGCAUACGACUUGAGUACCUCGCAGCAUCCGCCCGCUGAAGGCAUCCCCCGUGGUACCAACGUUCUCUUUGAUUUGCCCGAAAAGCAUAGCGGCCAAGACGGCAGUUUCCUGUUCCAGAACGUCAACGGCAAGUGCAAGGACGUCAUCACGCGGGCGCCCAAAUCUGAUGUCCCCACGGACUCGAACAACAACCUGGCGUGGUACUUUCCCUGCACGACGUACAACCAGGACGGUUCAAGCGCUGUCAAUCUCACCAUUCCCUACUACCUAGGCUACGCUUGCCACACCACAUUUGACGCCCGCAACACCUUUUAUACUCAGCUGCACAGUACCGCCUCUGUCUACUUUACCUGGGAGGAUAUCAAGAACAGUUCGCGCAACCUGAUUGUUUACUCGGGCAACGUUCUGGAUCUCAACCUUCUGUACUGGUUCAACGAGACACAGGUUACUAUCCCGAACCGCUUCAAGGAGCUCCGUGACACCACCACAUCGGCGAACCAGGCCAUUCGUGGCCGUGAUGUGACCCGCAUGUUCCAGUCCUCUGGUGACAAGGCCUACGCUGAGUGCUUCGAGGACAUCAUCAAGGUCGGUACCGUGGACACGGACACCGUUGGUUGCAUUGCCUCAAAGGUUGUUCUGUAUGUGUCCCUGGUUCUCAUUCUGUCUGUUGUCGUGUCUCGUUUUGUUUUGGCCAUCUUUUUCCAGUGGUUCCUCAGCAAGGCCUACGCGGCGUCCAAGACGUCGCAGUCGUCCGAUCAGCGCAAGCGCAACAAGCAAAUUGAAGACUGGAGCGACGACAUCUACCGCGCUCCCAUCCGGAUGCCGGGUGAUGUUGGCAGCAGUGUAGCUGGCGCUAGCUCUGACCGCAAUAGCAAGCGCAGCAGCUUCCUGCCGACUACGUCUCGCUUUUCUGCUGUGUCGGCCGGCGACCGCAACUCCCGUAUCCGCAUGGCACCAACGACCAUGGCCAGCCAGAGCUCGGGUGCCCAGCUACUUCACCCCAACUCCCUCUACCGCCAGGGCAACGACAGUCGGAGCAGCUUCCUUCGUGCAGGGUCUUACAACAACAACGUAAGUCCAACAGACGGCCCCGGUCCCGCCGGCUUUAUUCAUGAGGCCGUUGUACCGCAGCCCCCGUCGGACUGGAUGCCGUUCGGUUUCCCUCUUGCACACACGAUUUGCCUCGUCACCGCCUACUCGGAGGGUGAGCUUGGUAUUCGCACGACUCUCGACUCGGUUGCUAUGACGGACUACCCCAACAGCCACAAGGUUCUUCUUGUUGUCUGCGAUGGAUUGAUCAAGGGCAAGGGCGAAUCGUACUCGACUCCGGAUAUUGUUCUGAACAUGAUGAAGGACUUGACCAUUCCCAGGGAUGAGGUUGAGGCGUUCUCGUAUGUUGCUGUUGCCAGUGGUUCCAAGCGUCACAACAUGGCCAAAAUCUAUGCUGGUUUCUACGAUUACGGCGCCAAAUCCAGCAUCCCUCUCGACAAGCAGCAGCGUGUGCCGAUGAUGGUCGUUGUCAAGUGCGGCACGCCGGAUGAGGAGUCCAAGUCCAAGCCCGGCAACCGUGGUAAGCGCGACAGUCAGAUCAUCCUGAUGUCGUUCCUUCAGAAGGUUAUGUUCGACGAGCGUAUGACGGAGCUCGAGUACGAAAUGUUCAACGGUUUAUGGAAGGUGACGGGCAUCUCUCCCGAUUUCUACGAGGUCGUAUUGAUGGUCGAUGCCGACACCAAGGUCUUCCCCGACAGUCUCACGCACAUGGUCUCAGCCAUGGUCAAGGAUCCGGAUAUCAUGGGCCUGUGUGGUGAGACCAAGAUCGCCAACAAGCGUGCCAGCUGGGUGUCCGCCAUCCAGGUGUUUGAGUAUUUCAUCUCGCAUCAUCUGUCCAAGUCCUUCGAGUCCGUUUUUGGUGGUGUCACCUGUUUGCCUGGUUGUUUCAGCAUGUACCGCAUCAAGGCUCCCAAAGGUGCUCAGAACUACUGGGUGCCGAUUCUCGCCAACCCCGACGUUGUCGAGCACUACUCGGAGAACGUCGUUGACACGCUGCACAAGAAGAACCUUCUGCUCCUUGGCGAAGAUCGUUACCUCACGACGCUGAUGCUGCGGACCUUCCCCAAGCGGAAGCAGGUAUUCGUGCCCCAGGCCGUGUGCAAGACCACGGUUCCUGAGUCGUUCAUGGUGCUUCUGUCGCAGCGUCGUCGGUGGAUCAACUCGACUAUCCACAACCUGAUGGAGCUAGUGUUGGUCAGAGACCUGUGCGGUACCUUCUGCUUCAGCAUGCAGUUCUUCAUCGGCGUUGAGCUGAUCGGAACUCUUGUCCUCCCUGCCGCUAUUGCCUUUACCUUCUACGUCAAGCUGUCACUAACGAACCAAGUUAUCAUUUCCAUCGUUCAUCGCCCGCCACAAAUCAUCCCGCUUGUCCUUUUGGGUCUUAUUCUGGGUCUGCCCGCUGUUCUUAUUGUGGUCACCGCGCACCGGUGGUCGUACGUUCUGUGGAUGUUGAUCUACUUGAUUUCGCUUCCGAUAUGGAAUUUUGUCUUACCGACUUAUGCCUUCUGGAAGUUUGACGACUUCUCGUGGGGUGAAACGCGCAAGACGGCUGGUGACAAGACGAAAAAGGCCGGUAUUGAGUACGAGGGCGAGUUCGACAGCAGCAAGAUCACCAUGAAGCGGUGGGCCGAAUUCGAGCGCGACCGGCGGACACGCAGCCAGUACUGGAGCUCGCGCGAAAACCUUGUCGGUGCUGGUGUGCCGAGCGGUACGUGGUCGAUGCCGCCGCCGGGCCACCAGCAAUUUGACGAGUACUACUCGGACGCAUAA
Molecule: messenger RNA, 3675 nt
Organism: Sporothrix brasiliensis 5110
Lineage: Eukaryota; Fungi; Ascomycota; Sordariomycetes; Ophiostomatales; Ophiostomataceae
Product: chitin synthase
Exons: 2
Coding region: 1-3675 (1224 amino acids)
Cellular component (GO): cell septum; cell periphery
Molecular function (GO): chitin synthase activity
Source: RefSeq, a predicted model, not a curated record